Molecule: messenger RNA, 2664 nt
Organism: Helicoverpa armigera (cotton bollworm)
Lineage: Eukaryota; Metazoa; Arthropoda; Insecta; Lepidoptera; Noctuidae
Product: zinc finger protein 665
Exons: 15
Coding region: 239-2491 (750 amino acids)
Biological process (GO): regulation of transcription by RNA polymerase II
Cellular component (GO): nucleus
Molecular function (GO): RNA polymerase II cis-regulatory region sequence-specific DNA binding; DNA-binding transcription activator activity, RNA polymerase II-specific; zinc ion binding
Source: RefSeq, a predicted model, not a curated record
GUGGUCGCUUCAUGUUUGACAGUUUAUUGUUGUUGGAAAAAUAGAUUAUUCAAUAAUUUCGAAAUGGACGAUUAAAGGAUGCUCAUACAGAUGAAAUAAAAACUGGUUACUACGUUUCCAAUACAAUGAUGCUCUUAAAGUUGUAGCCUACUUACAAAAUAGGCCAAAAAUAGGAUCUAAAACUAAGCUAUGUUUACCUCGAUCAAAGUUGUAUUUUUAUAAAUAUUAGAGGUCAAGAAUGAGGUGUAGUGUGCAAAACUGUUCUAAUGACACUAAAAGAACAACUAAAAGCCAUGGAAUCACAUUUCACAUGUUCCCAAAACAACUAAGUCUGCGUUCUGCCUGGGUAGAGGCUUUAGGCAUGGCGGACUGGGAGCCUAAGGACCGGAGUACCGUCUGCUCCGAACAUUUUAGGAAUGAUGACUUUUAUCUGACUAAGCGAGGGUUGAGACGGAUUAAGUGUGGGGCUGUACCCGUUGUUAUGCAAGAUUCGGCAGAUGACCUCGAUGCGCCGGCCGCUCUGAGGGUGUGCCGAAUAUGUUUAGUAAUGGACGCCAAAAUGUAUCAUAUAAGGGAAUUUAAACUGGACCAGAUGUACGAACAAAUUACUGGAUUAAUGGCCAGUUCUGAAGAAAGAUUACCACAGCGCGUUUGCUGGGAGUGUGGUGCGCGAUUGCUAGCGGCGUAUCGCUUUAGAAGUAAAGCUAUGCGAAGCGAUGCUUUGCUACAUGAUCUAUUGCAGUCUGAUACGUAUAUAAAAAUCCGCGAUAUAAAAUCAAUUAACCGAUCUCACAACGGCUUAACUUCAAAUUUGAUACACAAAAUAUAUGAAAACAACGACUAUGAUUUACAUAUAGAUUUGAGCAUUAAAACCGAAGAUUCGAACAUUGAUAUUGACGAACAAAUAGACGACAAUAUUAUUAAUAUUAAUGAGAAUUUAGAAAUUGAAGUGAAAAGUCUAGCACCUAUAGCCGAAAUUGAAAUCAAAGAUGAAACUUCGAAUAAUAUAUUUUUUGAUGAGUAUGAUGGUGAUCAUUUUGACGAUGAUGAUGAUAAGGUUUUGAGCGAAGUUCUAGAGAAGAAGGUUAAGCCUAAAGUGAAGAAGAAAAAGGUUAAAGUCGUGAAGAAGGUGAAAAAGAAAAUUGAUGAAGAAGAUGAUCCGGAUUUAACUAGUGAUAGAUACAAGAAAACAGACGUCAAACGCCGUCGUACAAACGAAGCUUUAGACGAAUCUCUAUUUACAAUAACGUCUCUCACAUACGAUCAACAAAUAGAAGAGAUAUGCAAACGACAGGAGAGUGCUAACUAUAUUAGCGCACCUUAUAAAUGCACCGUGUGUUAUCGCGGGUUUCUGAUCAAAGACAGAUAUACUGCGCAUGCUGUUAGACAUAGCGAGCAAAGUGGAGCAUACGAGUGUUUCAUAUGUAAGACGCGGCUCAAAACUAGUCGAGCGCUCAGGAAACAUCUGACAGCUCAACAUACUGAACAGUACAGUUGUAAGGGAUGUCCGUUUGUCACCAGAAAUAGAGGCGUAGCAAGAGAACACGAGAAAUGGCACGCGGGAACUAAAUAUCAAUGUCCACAUUGUGCUAGCGAGUUUGAUAAGUUAACAACAUAUAUGGGUCAUAUAAGAAUAAAGCAUGUAUCAGACUUUGUUUGUGAACUCUGUGGGUAUACUUUUGUCAGUAAAAAGGGUAUCGAUGUCCACAAGAAGAAGAAACAUCGACUUGUCGAUAAAACGUUAACACUGGAAGGGCCUUAUUGUGAAAUGUGUGACGUUACAUUUAUUUCUGAAGAGGCGCAUGAGAGACAUCUUAAGUUAUCUGCGAGACACAGUAGCGAUCAUGACCCUAAUAGAAUCCGCAACGACUCUCAAAGUAUGAACACAGAACGCAACGGCAGAGUUAUGCGACGAAUAGAGAGACGACCGGUCAUACACCCGCGAACGACACUCGACCGCGAGCCGCACCCACCGGUUAACUGUGAACAGUGCGGCAUACAACUUCGUGAUCUAAGAGUGUACGCUCAACACUUCAGACGCGCUCAUCCCGACAAGAAUCGCACCAAGUACCCCGCCAUGAAGACGCCGUGUAUGUGUGAGCAGUGUGGCAAGAUAUUUCAGAGCAUGGCCCUCCUAAAAGACCACAUGUGGGUCCACACCGGCGAAAAACGCUUCAAAUGCGACCGUUGCACGAAGAGCUUCACCCAGAAGACCAACCUGGUGUUCCACAUGCGCGUCCACAGUGCCUCGCGGCCGAGCUACGAGUGUCCUCUGUGCGGCAAGCACUUCGCCUUCUUCAAUAACAGGCGGCGGCACAUGUUUAUCCACACAGGCCUCAAACCCUUCAAAUGUGACACCUGUGGUAAAUGCUUCACCACCUCAGGCGAACAGCGCGCUCACGUAGAGCACGUGCAUCUGAAGAAACCGUGGCCCAAGCGCAGCCGACACCGACCUCACGAGUGGAAGUGUCAUACGCCUAACGAGGACUAAUAGAUAGAUCAGAAGCUAGUGAAAGAUAGAUUGAAUUCUAUCUAUUAUACAAAGUGUGUCGUACUUAAUCACAGUAAAUGAAAUGCGUUAUCAUCCUUUUUUCCAACUAUGUUGGGGUCGGCUUCCAGUCUAACCGGAUGUAGCUGAGUACCAGUGCUUUACAUCUCUUCUCU